CGUCCAGCGCGAAACCGACCAUACCGCCAUCAACCCAACCGAGCCGACGCGCAAGACACUCCGAAGAAUAAUCCCCGAGAUCGGCGACACUGUGGAUGCCCUUUUAAGGAUAUCCCGGUCGCGGUGGCAGCGUGGAUGACGGUCCGCUCACCUCUCAACAACCCACCUACCUCGCGGCGCGCCUUCACCGGUCGCCGAUAGCCUGCCUGUCUGCAGCUUCCCACCUGGACCUGGACUCGACUCAACGCCUCUAAACUUCAUCAACCGCGCAACUCAACCCCCCGUCGAUGCCGCACGCGACUAUGGACGGCGAACGCAUCCCCCCCUCGACAGGCGCAACGGAAGAAGACGACGACUUUGUCAAGUUUCUCAGCCUACAAAGUGGUGCUGCGGCGAAUGGCGAGGAUUUGCUCGGGUCGAUAAACGACCGUGAGCUGGAUCUGGGAGAAAAGGCGGAUGAUGCGGUGGACUUUGCUGACAUAUCUGACGAUGAUGAUCUGCCUGAGGAAGAGUUUGGUGCUGGUGGAGGUGAUAAUGGCGCGAUCGCUGCUGAUGAUCCCCUCGACGAUCUGUUUGGCGAUGGUGGAGAAGACGGCGGUGAUGACUUCGACGUAGACGCCCUUUUCGACGAUCCCGACGUCGAUUCCACGCAAGAUCACGCGCGCCAUGAGGACAGGCCGCUCGAAUCUGUAGAGGGACAAGCGGACGCUCGGCAGACCGCCACUGUCAACGCUUCGCAGAGCAACGGACAAGCUGUCUCUCGAAAUGUGACCAGCACAGCCGCACAACCAGUAAAGAAGGAGGAGAUAGAUCCAGACCUCCUUGAGCAACUGGCUCUUUUCGAGGAAUCGCGUCGUGGAAAGGUCAACGAUGAGCUGGCUGUGCCAAAGACGACGAGAGCAGAGUUCGAGAAGACAUGGCCCAACUUCGAACCGGAUAAGCCCCCGCGCUUCUUCAGCCUGGUGCCGCGCAAGCGCGCCUACUACAUCCCCAAGGUCCCUCAGAAGCAGCCCAAGCUCAUGCCCAUGGCCAAGGUCAGCCUUGACAUCGCAGCAGACCAGGAGAAGAGCUUCCGACUGCCCCCAGUACCAGCUACGACCAAGGCCGGGCGACAGUCAGAGGAAGAGCAUGGGGGUAUUAUUCAUAUCGUGAACGCUGUUCAGGAAGAACGCGAGAGCAGCGAACAAAUGGAAUUGGAUAGUCUUGACACGAUCGAAGACGGCGAAAAAAUUGGGAACGUCUCAUGGAGUGAUCUGAAGAUUGCCUGUGAAAACUGGGACAUUGCGAGCGACGCGACACUCUCAGACGAUGACAUGAUUUUGACGCCCCCAGAUACUGUUGUCGACGGUAUUGACAUAGACUGGAUCGGCAGUCUGGUUCCAACGAAGAAACGGAAACUUGGACACCACGCGAAGCCCCUACAGUUUUCUGUCUACGAUCACAUGGACCUGCCCACCUGGGAUGAUCCCGAACUCGAGACCGCCAGACUCGCGAAGAAGAUCAUCUUGGAUAUGAACGACCCACAUCUCCUGCUUGACGUGCAGUUACCAAGUGCGGAGCCCCCCAAGCCUCGCACAAUUGGUCUCAGCCUCAAGCGUGACAAUCGCGGUAGUCUCGCGAACCCGAUGUUCAAGCGUUACAACAUUUCCAACGACGAGGCAUACGACGCGCUCAAGGAGAGCAGCCAGCAGAAGGUUCGCAGCAUGAUUGGCCAUAUGAACGUCGAGCACAGUCUGCCUGCUUUGAAGCUGCAGUUUCCGUUCUACAAGGUCGCGCUUUCUGAUCGCGAGCUCCGGUCCUUCCAUCGUCCUACCAUCUCGUUCAAAGCUGGGGAGCGGGCUGGCAUCUCGACACUCAAGUCGAUCAAGAGGAAGCUCAAGAAGAAUCUCAAGCCUUCUGAAGCUUUUGCCAAUGCAGAUGAUCUCAGCAUUGGCGAUAAUUCAGAUCUUCUCCUUGCGGAGUACUGCGAGGAAUAUCCAACGACGUUGUCUAACUUCGGCAUGGGUAUCAAGAUCCUCAACUACUACCGUCGAAAGGACGACAACGAUACUGCGCGCCCGAAACGGGAAGACGGUAUUGGAGAGACGUCGGUGCUGCUACCGCAGGAUAAGAGUCCGUUCUCGCUGUUUGGUCAGGUCGAGCCUGGUCAGGAGGUACUGACGCUUCACAACGCCAUGUAUCGAGCACCGGUUUUCAAGCACAACCCCGAAGCCACCGAUUUCCUCGUCAGCAGAAGUCAUACUGGAGUUAAUGGCUCCAAGUACUACAUGCGGAACAUUCCGAACCUUAUGGUUGUUGGCCAGCAGUUCCCCUCUGUCGAGGUGCCUGGCACACAUGCACGCAAGGUCACGGAAGCAUCGAAGAAGCGUCUGAAGAUGCUGGCUUUCCGACUGUACAGAAAGGGUCAGCAGAAAGCAAGCAGGCAGCCCUGGGUCAGUAACGAGAUGAUCAAACAGCAUCUUCCAGGAACGGAGAUUGCACAAAAUCGCUCUCGGAUGCGCGAGAUCAUGAAGUACCAGAAAGACAUUGGGACGUGGGAGCCAAUGCCUGGUGAGACCAUUCCGGAAGAACCCAUUCUGCGGACCUGGAUCAAGCCGGAGGAUGUGUGUCUGAUAGACUCCAUGCAUGCUGGUGACAAGCAGCUCCAAGACGCUGGAAUCAAAUCGAACGAGAUCAAGGACGAUGACGAAGAGCAGGAGGGCGAGAACUCGGAGUCGAAACUGGCGCCUUGGAACACGACGAAGAACUUCUUGAAUGCCUGCACAGGCAAGGCUAUGCUUGAGCUUCACGGCGAGGGCGAUCCCACCGGUCAAGGCUUGGGCUUCAGCUUCAUCAAGACGUCGAUGAAGGGCGGCUUCCGCGACAUCGGAGAGAGUAUCUCAGACCGCGUCGACGCAAAGAAGAUGAAGGAACUCAACGGCCACAGCUACAACGUGCAGAAACAACAGCAAACGUACGAAAACGCCAUAAAGCGCAUCUGGAACAAGCAAAAAGAAACCCUAUCCGCCGAGAACCCGCCCUCGGACAUAGAAGACGACGUCGACUCCAGCACCACCGCCGCCGUCCCCCGCGGCCGCAGCGAACUCGGCACCCCGCUCCACCGCGCCGACGACGACACCAUGAGCCAAUUCUCCCGCAACAGCGGCGCCGACUCGCGCGGCAAAAAACUCCGCAUCACACGCACCAUCAAGAACAAAUUCGACGAGUACGAGGAGCGCGUCGAAAUCGUAACAGACCCCGAAGUCAUCAAGCUGUACCUCAAGCGCAAGAAACAGGAGCGCCUCAUGAAUAUGAAACUCGACGAUAUCAAACCCACAGGCGAUCAUGAGUAUGAUAAACAGCAGCUUGCUAAGUUGAAGGCGGAGUAUGCGAGGUUGGCGCGCAAUAUGGAGCGGAGGGAGGGCAGGGAGAAGGCGAAGGGUAUUCAUAAGAGUCAGAAUGGGGAGGCGGGGCCUGGGAAGGGCACGCCGAGGAAGUGUGCUGGCUGUGGAGAGGUUGGGCAUAUUAAGACGAAUAAGAAACUUUGUCCCCUCCUCAAUGGGUCGAGGAAGCAGAAUGAUACGUUUCGCGAUGCGUCUGCUGCGUCGCCUGCUACGGCUGUGCCCGGGACGCCGAUGUCGGUUAUGUCGCCGCCUGUUUGAAUGCAGUGGCGUGCGGGGAUGCUGGUCCUUGGUUUGAUCGUGGUAAGUUCAGUGGUGCGGUGCGGCGUGGUGUACUCAUCCCACCACUUUCUCUUCUCUUCUCUUCUCUUCUUUUUUUUCGAGACGUGGUCGGUAAUAAGACGUAAAAGGGUCACCGUUUGGUUGGAGUUCUACCCUCGGAUGCUUUUUUUCCAUCAUGCAUAGCUUUGGGCGCUGGGUGUGGGUUAGUGUUACGCGGUAUGCGUUAAGCAUUGGGAUUGGCGUUUUUCUUUUGAGCGCUCUUCACAUCAGAUCAGAUCAGAUUGGGUUUGUGGAUAGGGGGUGGGCGUGUCAAAGUCGCUGGGUGCGAAAACGCUGGCAUCUUUUUCUUCCUGCAGAGUUGUGUGGACAUGGAAAAAAGUAGGGGUUG
Messenger RNA from Dothidotthia symphoricarpi CBS 119687, 4050 nucleotides. RefSeq lists its product as uncharacterized. Gene Ontology annotation, molecular function: histone acetyltransferase activity; RNA polymerase II general transcription initiation factor activity; RNA polymerase II general transcription initiation factor binding. The record is from RefSeq and is a predicted model, not a curated record. Gene Ontology annotation, biological process: transcription by RNA polymerase II; RNA polymerase II preinitiation complex assembly. Gene Ontology annotation, cellular component: transcription factor TFIID complex. The transcript has 2 exons. Lineage: Eukaryota; Fungi; Ascomycota; Dothideomycetes; Pleosporales; Dothidotthiaceae. Bases 288 to 3641 code for a protein of 1117 amino acids.